Molecule: messenger RNA, 639 nt
Organism: Amborella trichopoda
Lineage: Eukaryota; Viridiplantae; Streptophyta; Magnoliopsida; Amborellales; Amborellaceae
Source: RefSeq, a predicted model, not a curated record
AUGGGCGAGUUAGAGAUUGGUGUUGGGAUAAAAGUGGAUGGGGUGUCAUGGGAUUGGUCUUAUGGAGGAGAAAUAGGGGAAUUGGGUGGGGAAGUGAUGGGAUCGGUAGAGUUUGAGCCAUCAUGUAAAUCAAAGGGUGGUGAGUCAUCGGGUAUUGGAGGUGUAGCAGUGUUGACUACAAAGGCAGCAGCAUCUUCUGAGAGAAUUGUUUUUAAGCAGCGGAAAGGCUCUUCCAAAAGGGUCCUUCACGGGUUUGUGAAGUGGCCUAAAGUUGUUCGUAUUCAAAGGCAAAGAAGAAUCCUUAAGCAGAGGCUAAAGGUCCCUCCAGCUUUGAAUCAGUUUACAAAGACAUUGAAUAAGAACCUUGCUACGAACCUUUUUAAGAUGCUUCUGAAGUAUGGGCCUGAGGACAAAGCUACCAAGAAGGAAAGGUUUUUGAAAGGUAUUUUGAAAAGGGCUCAAGCUGAGGAGAGAGAAAUUGCAGAAGGAAAGUUUCUGGCCAUAGGCUCUAAUACCAUGUUAGCUUUGGAGAAUCGAUAUCUAUAUUUCAUUGACGCAAAGGGGAUUUAUAUAUUACAUAUACAUGCUAAAUAUGAUCCUUUGAUUAUUGAGAUUUUACAGGAUAUAUGUCUUUCCUAG